AUCCGCGCAAAUGAAUGUCGAGCGUUGUGCUCGUGGCAAUGGCGGGGCCCCGGAGAAAGUGUGGAACUCAUCCCAGUUCCAACAUCCAAAAGAGUUGUGUUCCGUUCCGGCGGGUUCCAGGAACGGGAACGGGUAGGGCCGAGGUUUGUGGACGUCACGAAACAUUUCUCUAUAUUUACCAGUAGCUGCAUGCUCACCAGCUUUCAUCGUCCACCAUGUCCUUUGAGCCUCCGCUGUCACGUCUUCCGCACUAUCCGUCAAGAUGAAGUGGUCGACCGUGUUGUUCACUAUUCUCCCUCUCGUCUCGGCUGCGCCCAAGAAGCAAGACGCGCCAGCGACCUUUGCGCAACGCGUCGUCUUCACGCCUCCAGACAAUUACACGGAUCCACGUGUGCUGUACGCUCGCACUGCCCAGUUCAAAGACGGUACGCUGCUGGCGACAUGGGAGAACUAUAGCCCUGAGCCUCCCCCGGUGUACUUCCCCAUUUACAAGUCUACCGACGGUGGGUACAACUGGAAAGAGAUCUCGCGCGUCCAAGACCAGGCCCAGGGCUAUGGACUCCGGUAUCAGCCGUUUCUGUACAUCCUCGAUGAAGCCUUUGCUGGCUUUCCCAAGGACACCGUCUUGCUUGCUGGCAGCUCUAUUCCCACGGACUUGUCGAGCACGCAGAUCGACCUCUACGCCUCCACCGACCGGGGCGUGACCUGGAAGUUUGUGUCGCACAUCGCAGCAGGCGGCGUCGCCAUCCCCAACAACGGCCUGACGCCCGUCUGGGAGCCGUUCCUCAUGAAGUACAAGAACACCAUGAUCUGCUACUACUCGGACCAGCGGGAGAACACGACCUACGGCCAGAAGAUGGUCCACCAGACAAGCAAGGACCUCAAGACCUGGGGCCCAGUCGUCAACGACGUCACGUACCCGACCUACACCGACCGCCCGGGCAUGCCCACCGUCGCCCGCCUGCCCAACGGCAAGUACAUCAUGGCGUACGAGUACGGCGGCGGGCCGGCCAUCACCACCUCGUACCAGUUCCCGGUCUACUACAAGGUCGUGUCCAACCCGGAGAAGUUUGGCGCCGCCACGGGCAUCUCGCUCAAGACCACCGACGGCUACAUCCCCACGGGCUCGCCGUACGUCGUCUGGAGCCCCGUGGGCGGCAAGAACGGGACCAUCAUUGUCAGCGCGCACAGCUCGGGCGAUAUUUACGUCAACACGGGCCUGGCUGAGGCCGGCACGCCCUGGAAGAGGGUUGCCACACCCGAGAAGAAUGCCUACACGAGACAUCUGCGCGUGCUCAACGACCCAACCAAGCUGCUCAUCAUGGGCGCCGGCCAGCUGCCGCCCAGCACUACCAACAAGGUGCAGCUCAGUGUCAUGGACAUUAGCAAGCUGUAAGCUGGACCUCUCUGCUUCAGCCUGCCGGGGGAUGCUCUCUUGGCUGAGUAUGGUACUGCAUGUUACAUCACACUUGGGGUGUCGAAUGGUAGACUCACCUUGUCUGGUGUCGAUAUGCAUUCAAGAUGUACAGUACAUACAAUUUAGAAAGUACUAGACUUGUCAAUGCUGUGGUCAACCACGCUUUUCCCCUUC
This is a messenger RNA of Canariomyces notabilis, 1591 nucleotides long. RefSeq names its product glycoside hydrolase family 93 protein. Lineage: Eukaryota; Fungi; Ascomycota; Sordariomycetes; Sordariales; Chaetomiaceae. The record is from RefSeq and is a predicted model, not a curated record. The transcript has a single exon. Bases 263 to 1396 code for a protein of 377 amino acids.